Messenger RNA from Oppiella nova, 1931 nucleotides. NCBI's taxonomy places the organism in Eukaryota, Metazoa, Arthropoda, Arachnida, Sarcoptiformes, Oppiidae. The record is from the annotation of a GenBank genome assembly.
CUAUACUGUACGUUGCAUAUCUCAAGAGAUGGUCUUUCAGUUGAAUCAAAGAUUGUUUAAAUUGUUUGAAGUGCUUCUUCAUGAAUGUGACGCUUCCGGUCUGGCCGUCACCCGUAUUAUAGUCGGAGCUUUAUUACUAAUCGAUAUCGUGUUUGAAAGGGGGCUUUCAAGGGCUGAUACAAUAUGGAGUGAUCCCAAUGAAUGCCGAUUCCCUCUAUUCGAUGUCCUCCAAGUGCUUCCCUUGCGAUACAUGUAUACUAUUUAUGCCAUUAUGUUCAUCGGAAACGUGGGCAUAAUAUUAGGCUUUAAGUACAAAAUUAGUUGCAUUUUAUACCUCACGAGUUAUUGGUAUUUGUUUUUGUUGGACAAAAGUCGAUGGAAUAAUCACUCGUAUCUGUUCGGCCUUUUGGUUACAUUGCUUUCCAUCACUGAUGCCAACUAUGAAUGGUUUUACUCUUUUAUGACACGAAUUGCAAUAUAAGAUAUAUAAAUAUAUAAAUAAUUGCUUUAUUCAUAAAUGAAGGUCUAUUGACAACUGUCGGGGGAUUCAGAGUUUACGCCAUAGAAGAGUCCCUUUUUGGCAAUACUUUCUUAUAAGAAGUCAAGUAUUUUUAGUUUACUUCAUCGCAGGUCUUAAAAAGUUUGAUACCGAUUGGCUCAAUGGCUACUCAAUGAACAAUCUGUCCGAACAUUGGGUUUUCAGUCCUUUCAAACUCUUAUUGUCCAACGAAUCCAUAGACUUCUAUGUCGUCCAUUUGGGAGGUUUUAUGUUUGACUUAACCAUUGGAUUCUUUCUGGUGUGGAAUAAGAGCCGAUUCUUUGCCUACUUUUUCUGUCUUCUAUUCAAUUCAAUGAAUUCGAGGAUCUUUUCAAUAGGCAUGUUCCCAUAUAUGAUGAUCUCAGUAAUGCCGGUGUUUAGCGCAUACGACUGGCCCAAACAAGUCAUUAAUUUAUUGAAAUCCAAAUGUUUGCCAUCUAUUCAAACGGUUCCUAAGAAAAGGCAAAAUAAGCUGAAAAAUGAUAAAACGAAGAAAGACAACGAGAAAAGAAAAAAGUUAUCAACAAAAGAGAAAAUAACUUUGACAUCAAUUUUUAUAUAUCUAUUGACACAACUAUUUCUACCACAUUCUCAUUGGAUAACCAAAGGAUAUAAUACAUGGACUAACGGAUUAUAUGGAUAUUCAUGGGAUAUGAUGGUUCAUAAUUGGAAACACAUUCACACCAGAGUUACUGUUGUUGACAAAUCGAUGCGGAAGUUUUAUCUCAAUCCUCAGACAUGGACUAAGAGUAUGCGAUGGAGUCAUCACUCAGAUAUGGUUAAACAGUACGCAAUGUGCGCUCAAAAGCGUUUGAUCCGUGACUUCAACAUAACUGAGCCCUCAAUUUAUAUCGACUCCUGGAUAUCACUAAACGGACGGUUCGCUCAACGGGUAUAUGACCCGCGCGUAAACUUAGUGACAGCCGAGUGGUCAGCAUUCAAACGGCCCGAUUGGGUGCUCCCCAUACUCUCGGAUCUGACUGAUUGGCGCCAAACACUUAAACAAUAUGAGGACAAUAUAUACCAACAAAAUGAUUACAAUUCAGUCAUAUUUAUUGCAGACUUUCCAGGCUUAACUCUAAGUAAUUAUAUCGACUCUCACUUCCCAAACACAUCACUCACUGUACUUAAGGGAUGGCUUAAGAUUGAAAUGGUGGGCACCGGCCAUAUGAUGUACACUCGCUUUAUGAGUGCCGGCGACCACCUGACACUUCCGGUCAACACAUUCCACAGACUCACACCAAUCAGGGCGGAAGCGGCCGCUUAUAUGUAUGUUUACGCCAACACUAGCCAUCAGAUGCUAAAUGAUGUCAAAACCAGUGCUCAUGACAUACAAGACUUUGCAGUGAUCACAGACGCUGAUAGAAGUCCAUGGAUUAGAAGGUAUUUAUGA